CCAAACUGUUGUAAAUGUAAUGAAAGCCCGAAGAAGGCAGUGAGUGUAGAGGAAGAUCGAAUCUGUUCUUCUUCCCAGUUCUUGCAGUUGAACAAAGUGAACAAGACCAACAACAAGAAGAAUGGGGUCAAUAGCGAAAAAGGGUCUGCAACAGUACUUGUUACAGCUUCAGCAACACCCUUUACGAACAAAGGCAAUAACUGCGGGAGUGUUGUCAGCGAUUAGUGAUAUAGUGGCUCAGAAGAUCACUGGCAUUCAGAAACUUCAAGUCAGACGUCUUCUCCUCAAAGUGCUAUUUGGCGUUGUCUAUCUUGGACCAUUUGGACAUUUUCUUCACUUAUUACUGGACAAAAUAUUCAAGGGGAAACGAGACAAGAGUACAGUUGCCAAAAAGGUGUUGCUGGAACAAGUUACAUCGUCACCCUGGAAUAACUUGCUUUUCAUGGUUUACUAUGGAUUAGUUGUUGAAAGAAGACCCUGGAUCCAGGUGAAAUCUAAUAUCAAGAGGGAAUAUCCAAAAGUGCAGUAUACAGCUUGGACGUUUUGGCCAGUUGUUGGGUGGGUAAAUCACCAGUAUGUUCCACUGCAAUUCAGAGUGAUCUUUCACAGUAUUAUCGCAUGUUGCUGGGGAAUAUUUUUGAAUCUACGUGCAAGGUCGAUGGUUUUAAAAAAGGCUUGAAAUCCUCAGAGUUGAUAUAUGAACAUGGCAACAUCUCUUAGUGUAGUUCAAAGAUAUUGAAAAUGGUUGCUUAUUUUGUUCUGAUCUUCACUUUUUUCUUUCUUUCUAUUCUUUUUAAAAGCAAGACAUCUUCAUUAAACAAAAUGGCUUGUUUGUGAUAGAGCAAGUGCAUACUCAGAAUGUUUCUCACAUGGCAAUGUGAAAAGUUGUCAGUUGUAACGCACUUCAAAUGUGACUCAAGAAAGCAAAGAUUGUGGCAAAAGAUUACAGUAUAA
Nicotiana tabacum (common tobacco) is the source of this 954-nucleotide messenger RNA. RefSeq names its product peroxisomal membrane protein PMP22-like. The record is from RefSeq and is a predicted model, not a curated record. Gene Ontology annotation, cellular component: cytoplasm; membrane. NCBI's taxonomy places the organism in Eukaryota, Viridiplantae, Streptophyta, Magnoliopsida, Solanales, Solanaceae.